CCAGACAGACGUUGAGAGAACGAGGAGGAAGGAGAGAAAAUGGCGUCCACGGAUUACAGUACCUACAGCCAAGCUGCAGCCCAGCAGGGCUACAGUGCUUACACCGCCCAGCCCACUCAAGGAUAUGCACAGACCACGCAGGCAUAUGGGCAGCAAAGUUAUGGAACCUAUGGACAGCCCACUGAUGUCAGCUAUACCCAGGCUCAGACCACUGCUACCUAUGGGCAGACAGCCUAUGCGACUUCUUAUGGACAGCCUCCCACAGGUUAUACUACUCCAGCUGCCCCCCAGGCCUACAGUCAGCCUGUCCAGGGGUAUGGCACUGGUGCUUAUGAUACCACCACUGCUACGGUCACUACCACCCAGGCCUCCUAUGCAGCUCAGUCUGCGUAUGGCACGCAGCCUGCUUACUCAGCCUAUGGGCAACAGCCGGCAACCACUGCACCUGCAAGACCACAGGAUGGUAACAAACCCGCUGAGACCAGUCAACCUCAAUCCAGCACGGGGGGUUACAACCAGCCCAGCCUGGGAUAUGGACAGAGUAACUACAGUUAUCCCCAGGUACCUGGGAGCUACCCCAUGCAGCCAGUCACGGCACCACCAUCCUAUCCUCCUACCAGGUCAGUCUCUUUGCUUCUGCUUCCUUGGGUGAUCUGUGUUAUCUGAUUCCCAGUGAUAAGC
Molecule: messenger RNA, 681 nt
Organism: Myotis brandtii (Brandt's bat)
Lineage: Eukaryota; Metazoa; Chordata; Mammalia; Chiroptera; Vespertilionidae
Product: RNA-binding protein EWS
Exons: 1
Coding region: 40-666 (208 amino acids)
Source: RefSeq, a predicted model, not a curated record